AUGAGUGGAGGCAAAGAAGAAGGUCAAGACAAAAGAAAUUCCUUAGAGACAUUUGACGGAAGUGAUGCUUCUCUUUAUCGUCGGUGGCGACGCAAAGCAGAGCUGUACCUCAUGGGAUUGCCCACAACAGUCCCAGAAUCUCGAUGGGGUCCUAGACUGUUAGAGCAUGUUGCUGGCGAAGCAGAAGAGGCACUAGAGCAUCUUGAUGUUCACACGAUCACCUCUGACAAGGGGUAUAAGGAAGUCUUCAAGGUGCUCGAUGACAAGUACAAGGAGUUGGACAAGGAUGAGAUGCAGAGAUGUUUGAAGGAGUACUUCUAUGCUGCAACGAUCAAGCCCAACGAGACCUACCGGAAUUUUGUGACCAGGGUGGACACAGCAUAUCGAGGUCUUCAGAGACACAAGAUAGAACUUCCGGAUGAGGUACGUGGUUGGAUUGUGCUUAGAAAGCUAGCUCUCGACAGCACCUCGGAGGCUCUAGUCAUGACUUCGACCAAGGGUUCUCUGAAGUAUGCUGAAGUUGUUCAAGCAUUGAAGGCAGUGUUUCCCAAUGGCAAGGGGAGCAGCAACAUCAGGUCCAAAGACAAGGAUGUUUUCCUGGCCAGCGAGGAAAGGAUGACAGAAGUCGAUGGACAAGCUGGAACACCGGAAGAAGCCUUUUCCGUUGAAGAACCAGCGGAAGUCAUGGAAGUGAUCUCAAAUCAACUUCAAGAGGUCUCUGACUAUGAGUCUGAAGAUGCCCUGGAGAUCUUCGAGACAUAUGCCAAUGUUCGCAAAAAGAUGCAGGAAAAGAAGAUGUCACGAGGAUACAAGCCAGUUGGUCGAGGACCAGAACAAUGGAAACUGGAGGGCUCAGUGAGAGGCCGGAUUGAACUCUUGAAACAGAAGACACGCUGUCAUCAUUGCCGUCGCACAGGGCAUUGGAAGAAGGAAUGUCCCUUGAAAGCGCAGAGCUCCAACUCAGGCAAGAAGGUGGCUCCUAAGACAGGAACUUCCCAAGAGGUCAACAUCAUUGAAGAGAUGGUGGACGGGGAGAAGAUCUUUGAGAGCUACAUCCUUGAUGAGUCUGAGAUUCAGAAGCCAGGCCCAGAGACGAUGUCAAAGAAUGACGUGUUGAAUGGUCGCAAAGGCCGGAAGGAUGAAUGGAGCUAUGAUGAGAAGACUAUGUGGCUGACUCGAAAUCACCAGACGGUGAGAAAAGGCAUGUUCACACCACAUGGAGUCCGGGAUAUUCCGGUGGAUGAGAAGAGCUUGACCGGAGAUCGCGUCACAGUCAUGAAGAAUGUGAAGACAGGAGCAGUGGAGGAAAUAUGUGACAACUACCACACUGCAAAAGUGCCACACCAGAAAAUGAACUACCAGUGGACUGGUAUGACCAAGUUCAAGGUUGACGCGAUGAAGGACCACGGCAAGUUGAUCGCCGCGACCCAGGUGGAUCACGAGGAAAUGUUGGUCAAGUACGAGAAGGAUGUUCUCGAAAUAGUGAGUGAGGGGGCGCAGCCGAGUUUUUCCACAAGUGAGCCUGUAGCCGGGCUUGACACCCAUGCAGUUCCCGACACUGCGUGUCGACGCACGCUCAUUGGGGAUUAUGUGCUUUCGCAGCUUGAGUCUAGGCCAUUGCACACCACUGCUUUUGUCAAAGGAGUGCAAAUGUCUGCGCUGGCGCAGCAGCUGAUGCAGACGCUGGACUUCACAGAGGAGAUCACGGUGACAGCGGAACUGCUGGACCGCCUGAGCGAUUGCAGCGAAGACGAACCAGAAGUACCCGUAUCGGGCCAAGAGAUGAUGAAAGCUGGCAAGUACCAGAACAAGAGCACCAUGGCCGAGGCAUACACCACCGACAAGAAGCAUGUGAAGUGGGUGAGGAACAAUGUGAAGGCAGAGACAUCAGGACAAGAGAUGCGCAGGUAUCGCCUGUAUGUGGAAAUGCGGGAUCAAAUGAAGACCAAGCGCAUUGUGGAGAAUCAGGACUACAAGAAGAACUCACAGCAUCCCAUUGUGAAGAAGGGUCUGACCGCAAAGAGUGCAGCGAGUCCCCAGAUGAUUGCCAAGAAAUCCGGGGGCUACAGCAGCACCGAAAUGCCACCAGAAGAAGGUCGUCGACGCGGCAGAGAAGGUUCUGGAUGGAUCAACGAGAUGUCAGGCCACGAGAUGGAAUGGGACGACGAGGUCAAAGAAAUGCUGGCCAACGAAGUCGAUCCCUAUGUCCAGAAACAGUGGGAGGCAAUUGUAGAGUGCCUGGAAUGGACCGACACCAUCAUGCUGGAGAAAAUGAACAAGGUGGCCGAGAUCAUGGGCAUUCAGGAGACAGUGAAGAUGUUUCGCCAUGUUCUGGAGCCCAAGGAAAAGUGCGAUGUGAUGAUUAUUAGCCAGCAUCACUUGUCAGAGGCUGAAGUAGCCGAAGUGUUUUCAGCGCCACGAGUAAGUGCUGCAGCAGAGGCUGUGGGGUUGAAGUGUGGUCCAACAUAUGAUUUGAUCACUGGAACCGACCUGUCCGAUGAAAAAGAAAGAGCGCGCGUCCGUCAGGAGUUGGCAGUUAGGACACGUUUGGCUCAAGAGUAUCCCCGGAAAAUGGUGAAUGCGUUGCUGACUGGGUUUCUCAGGGAUAGAGAAGAAAGAAGAACUAGUCAUGCAGUUCACUGUGUUUUGGCAAUUGAACAGCUGGACACACGAGAUGAGAAGAAAAUUGCCAUGUUGUUGAAACGGUGUCAUGAGAACUUGGGACAUCCAUCUACUCCACGGUUUGUUGGCAUGUUGAAGAGUGCACGAGCGACAGAGCAGUGCAUCAAGAUUGCGAAGGGAUUGAAGUGUGCUACGUGUGAUCAGUUUCAAGCACAGAAGUCCCAUCAUGUGUCAAAGCCUGCACCGCUCUUGCACUUCAACGACUUGAUUGCUGUGGACACAUUUGAGGUUGAGUUGUCAUGGAGGAAGUUGAAGGUUUGUGUUCCCUUGUGGAAAGGCAUCGAGGUUAAGAGAACCAGGGAGGCGUAUAGGAGGUACUGGAAGAGAUGGGCCGGAGCUCCUAAGAAAGUCCUGUCUGAUGGUGGACCAGAAUUUGCACAUGAUGUCACUGCAAGUUAUAGCCCAUGGCAAAAUGGUUUGUGUGAACGAGCAGGAGGUGUGUGGAAAGUUGCGUUUGCAAAGUUGGCUAUGGAGAUGGAUCCCGGGAGUAAAAGUGAAGUUGAGGAAGUGUGUGAUCAAGUCACUUGUGCACGGAAUGCGCUUGUUAGAAAAGAGGGUUUUUCACCUAGUCAACAUGUAAUUGGUCAUGAUGUUCGAAUUCCAGGGUCUCUGUUGCAUGUUGAAGCAGCAGAAGCUGUUGAGUCUGCUCUGGAACAAGGAGAAACGAUGCAUCAGCGAGCUCAUAGGAUUCGCAUGCUUGCACGAAAGGCCUUCUUAGAGGCAGACUGCGAAGAGAGAAUCAGGAGGGCGAUUGGACAUAGGACCAGACCAUUGAGAGGACCUUUUCAUAUUGGUCAAGAAGCCAUGAUUUGGAGAAAAGGCCAGAAUGAGUCCAAAUGUCACUGGCAUGGUCCCGGUAGGAUCAUAGGAACUCAACACAACAAAGUGUGGGUGUCUCUAGGAACCAAAGUGUAUAGGUGCUCACCUGAACAGGUGAAAAGAGUUCAGGAUGAAGUUGCAAACCUCAUGUCAUGGUUGCCAGAGAAUCUGCAACGUCACAGAAACAUGAUCCGUGAGCGAGGUGCGGGGAAUCUUGUUGAGUUAGACCUGAGAGAAAAUCCUCCUGUGCAAGAACAGGAAGAAGGAAACUGGGUACCAGAGGUCAAUCAACAGGUUUCCUCACAGGAUGUUGAUCGACAGCUUGAUGAUGAAAAUCUUGAAACCGAUGAUGAACCCAUGGGAGUUGUCAGUGAAAACGCCGGUGAGGAUACCGAGACUACAGUUCCAAAUCAGAAUGAAGCACCUAGAGUGCCAGCACAGGAACUGGUGGAGCCGGCAGUUGACAUGGAGAUGCAUGACAUGAAUCAGCAUGACAUGGACACGCAUGACAUGAAUCAGCAUGACAUGGACACACAUGAUGUAGGUCGACAUGUUGGUCAUGGUCGUGGCAUGAGUGGAGUUGAGCCCGAAAGAGAGAGAGAGCCUGUCAUGUCCGUGAUUCAACAACCGAGGACAACUGAGAGUCCUGGAGGAUACGCACCAGUUAGAACGACUAGGUUGACGGAAGCGUUGCGAAGGAACUUGAAUACUCUUGACUUUGGUAGGCCUAGUAAUGCUCCUAGGAGACCCGAUGCCGAAGAUGUUGACGAUGCACUUGAAGUGCAAGUGUUGAGUGAAAAGCAUGAUCGUGGACAUGGGCAAGUUGGUGUAGGAUUUGAAGAGGUGUUUGUGACAAACAUGAAGAAGCAGAGUCGCAAGGAAAUCAAUCCAAAGACCUUGAGCCCAGAGAAGCUCAAGGAACUUGACUUGGCUAAAGCCAAGGAAUGGUCAAAAAUGAUGAACUCUGGAGCGAUCAAACUGCAUGUAGGAAAAGCUGCUAGGGAGUUGGUUGAAGAGGUAGGAAUUGAAAGGGUUCUUGGCACAAGGUAUGUAUACACCACAGACGAUGGAACACUUGAAGGAACUCUGAAAGCAAGAUGGUGUGUACAAGGUUACAUGGAUCCUGACGUGCUGGAUCUGAACACUGCGUCACCAACGUUGUCCAUGGAAGGGUUUGCAGUCACAGCCCAGCUAAUAACUAGCAUGAACUGGAAAAUGAAAAUAGCCGAUGUGGAAGCAGCGUUUCUGAGAGGAGAAGCGAUGUCCAGAGCUCAAGGCAAGGUGUUGGUUCGAGUUCCAAAAGAUGGCAUUCCUGGAGUGGAAAGCGAUGCCAUUAUUGAACUUGUGAAACCGGUAUAUGGGUUAGUUGAUGCCCCCAAAAGAUGGUGGAAUACGUUGAGCCGCACACUAGUGUCACUUGGCAUGAGUCAGAGUAAGCUGGACAGUUGUGUUUUUGUCAGUCGUCACCCGGAUACCAAGGAACUUUGUGGCUGUAUUUCUGUUCAUGUGGAUGACAUGUUAAUAGGAGGUAACAUGUGGUUUUAUGAGAAUAUUUUUCAUGAACUGAGUAAGAUUUUUCCGUUCAAACAUGUGAAAGAAGGCAAGGGUGAAUUUUUGGGAAAGUUUUUGGAACAAAAGGAUGAUGGUACGUUGGUUGUGCACCAGAAAGAAUAUGCUGAAGCUGUCAAAAGCAUUGCGCUAAGCAAAGAGAGGAGACGUGAGAGAGAGAGCAAAGUGACCGAACGAGAACGGAGUCAGAUGAGAGCUGUCCUAGGAGAAGUCAACUGGCUUGUCACAGGGAGUCGUCCAGAUUUGGCCGGAAUGUGUUCUUUGUUGCAGCAGAAAGUUGCAAAUGCCACUGUCGAAGACAUUAUUGCAGUCAACAAAGCUGUUGCACAUGUACACGAUUUUGCAGGCAUGGAAAUUCGGUUCAAGCCCAUUGAAAUAAAGGAUGUUGAAAUCGCAGUCUGGUCGGACGCUUCUUUUGCCAACACCAUUGACAGAAAAAGUCAAGGUGGUUAUUUGAUAGCUGCUGUGGAUAGGAAUCUAAGAUCCAACAAGUGGUCAGUAGUUUCUCCAUGGCGUUGGAGGAGUUUCCGACAGGAAAGACAGGUGUCAUCAACCUUAGGAGCUGAGCUGUUGACUAUGAGUAGGGCAAUAGCAGAAGCGAAAUGGAUGAGAUCCAUGUGGACUGAGAUUACAUGUCAGAACUACACCCUGGAGUCAGAUGGUUUGAGGUCAUUGAGAACUCCAAUCACGUUGAUGAUUGAUUCGAAACCUGCCUAUGAUCACCUUCAUGGACAGGCCAUGAGCAUCAAAGACAAACGACUGGCGAUAGAGAUGUUGUUAGUCAAGCAAGACGUGGAGAAGGAAAACAUAGAAGCCCGAUGGAUUCCUACAGAUCAAAUGCUGGUAGAUAGUCUUACGAAGGUUGGUGCUCCAAUGUGUCUACUGAGAAGAGUGCUCAAGGAGGGCAGAUUCGUUUUGGUCCAAAACGAAGAGAUGCAGAGAUGGGCUGGCAAGAUAGCGAGGAAGUCUCAGCAUGGCUGA
Messenger RNA from Cladocopium goreaui, 6051 nucleotides. The record is from the annotation of a GenBank genome assembly. NCBI's taxonomy places the organism in Eukaryota, Dinophyceae, Suessiales, Symbiodiniaceae.